This is a messenger RNA of Saccharomyces cerevisiae S288C, 1134 nucleotides long. RefSeq names its product protein-histidine N-methyltransferase (gene HPM1). The record is from RefSeq and is marked reviewed. The coding region runs from base 1 to 1134 and encodes 377 amino acids. Lineage: Eukaryota; Fungi; Ascomycota; Saccharomycetes; Saccharomycetales; Saccharomycetaceae. The transcript has a single exon. Gene Ontology annotation, molecular function: protein-L-histidine N-tele-methyltransferase activity; S-adenosylmethionine-dependent methyltransferase activity. Gene Ontology annotation, cellular component: cytoplasm; nucleus.
AUGUCAUUUUCCUUCGGCUUUACUUCCAAUGACUUUGAUGAUGAUGAGCUUGUUGCUCAACCUGAAACAUUCGUUGAAAGCAGCAAAGAAAACGAAAAUACCACUGCUUACAUCAAUCCAUUAGAUUCGGAUUUCUUGUCGCAAGCUGGAGUUGUGCAGCCAAAUGUGGAAGACCUAGGAACAAUAUUGGAAAGUCUUAAGGAUGUUAGAUUGACAUUUGAAGAGUUCCAAUCUCCGAUAUAUAGAAAACCAUUGAUCAAGAGGGAACUAUUCGAUGUCAAACAUCAGCUAAUGUUAGAGACAGAUGCCCAAUCCAACAACAACUCCACGGAACUGGACAUUUUACUAGGUGAUACUUCUGAAGAUUUGAGAAAGAACAUCUAUGAAGGUGGGUUGAAAUCAUGGGAGUGCUCUUAUGAUUUAGUUGAUUUGUUGUCAGAGAACGUUGAUAGAAUAAGCAACGAUAUCGACGCGGUUGUCGAAAUAGGCUGUGGUACGGCACUACCCUCAGAGUUUCUUUUCAGAUCUGCUCUUCUACGGAAUGAUAGAAGUAAAGGUUUAAAGUUUGUUUUGACUGACUAUAAUGCCAGUGUAUUAAGAUUAGUUACCAUACCGAAUUUGGUUAUAACAUGGGCUAAAACGGUUUUGACAAAGGAACAAUGGUACGCCUUACAGAAAGACGAAUGUGAAGAUAUUCCAAUAAAUAAUGAGGAACUGCUUCUUACCUCAAAGCUGUUAGCUGCCUUUUACGACGAUGUACAAAGCAGGAAUAUCAGCGUCACUCUUAUAUCAGGAUCGUGGGGACGUAAAUUUAGUAAUUUGAUCCAUGAAGUACUCUCAGGUAGCCAAAAAGUCCUUUCAUUAUCCUCAGAAACAAUUUAUCAACCUGACAAUUUGCCCGUUAUAGCGGAAACAAUACUUGACAUACACAAUUUACCACAAACCGAUGUCAAAACUUACGUAGCCGCAAAGGAUAUUUAUUUUGGAGUCGGUGGUAGCAUCACUGAAUUUGAAGCUUAUUUGGACGACAAAAUAAACUCCGAACAUCUACCAAUUCAUUCUGAAAGGUUUAAAGUUAACUCUGGCUUAAAAAGGUCGAUUAUAUGCAUUGAAACAAAUAAAGCUAUCCGAUAG